This is a messenger RNA of Penicillium manginii, 1587 nucleotides long. RefSeq names its product putative rhamnogalacturonase B (gene rglA). NCBI's taxonomy places the organism in Eukaryota, Fungi, Ascomycota, Eurotiomycetes, Eurotiales, Aspergillaceae. Gene Ontology annotation, molecular function: carbon-oxygen lyase activity, acting on polysaccharides; carbohydrate binding. The transcript has 11 exons. The coding region runs from base 1 to 1587 and encodes 528 amino acids. Gene Ontology annotation, biological process: pectin catabolic process. The record is from RefSeq and is a predicted model, not a curated record.
AUGUUCUCUCGGGCUUUGGGUGUUGUCGCAUUGGCCCUCUGGGCCAAAGUAGCCAAUGCUGCAUUUGGACUCACAACUAACUCUGGCACCUAUGUUGUGGAUGCUGGAUCGACUAACCCACUAAAGUUUACCGUAUCCCGCACCAGUUGUGACAUCUCGUCGAUCAGUUUCUACGGAUCUGAGCUGCAGUACCAGUCGACUGGUUCGCACAUCGGAUCGGGUCUAGGAACUGCCACUGUCAGUGCGACACAAAGUGGCGAUUACAUCACGGUCACUUGCGCAACGGAUACCCUCACUCACUACUAUGUUGUUCACAGCGGCGAUCCAAUCAUCUAUAUGGCCACUUAUACGACUGCUGAACCAUCCGUCGGCGAGUUGCGAUACAUCGCCCGACUGAAUGCGGACCUACUCCCCAACGAAGAACCCUUCGGUGACGUGUCGAACAUCGCCGAUGGAACUGCCAUCGAAGGCUCGGAUGUGUAUCUCGUUGAUGGCGAAACCCGAAGCAAGUUCUACUCUAGCGAGCGUUUUAUCGAUGAUCAAAGACAUUGUGUUUCCGGCAGCGCCCACCGUGUCUGCAUGAUUAUUCCGCAAUACGAGACAUCGGCUGGUGGACCAUUCCACCGCGAUAUAAACACAAACAAUGUCGGCUCUUACACUGGGCUCUACUGGUACAUGAACUCCGGCCACGUCCAGACCGAAAGCUACCGUCAAGGUCUCCAUGGCCCCUACAUGAUGUACUUCAGUCGCAGCGGUACCCCCAGCACCAACAUCGACACUUCUUUCUUCGCCGACCUUGGUAUCAAGGGCUAUGUCGCAACCUCUGGACGAGGCUAUGUGUCCGGAACAGCCUCCGGUGCCAGUUCUUCAUUCGACUGGGUCAUCCACUGGUACAACGAUGCUGCACAAUAUUGGACCUACACUGCUUCUAGCGGGUCAUUUACCUCUCCCGCUAUGAAGCCUGGUACCUAUACCAUGGUCUACUACCAGGGAGAAUUUGCCGUCGCAACCUCCUCGGUGACUGUUACCGCCGGAUCAACCACCUCCAAGAGCAUCUCUGGAAAGGUGACGACCGGUACAACGAUUUUCAAGAUCGGAGACUGGGAUGGACAACCGACCGGGUUCCUCAACGCCGCCAAUCAACUUCGUAUGCACCCCUCCGACAGCCGCAUGUCAUCCUGGAGCCCCGGUACCUACACUGUCGGUAGCUCUACUACGUCCCAGUUCCCGAUGGCAAUCUUCAAAUCAGUGAAUUCGCCAAUUACAAUCAAGUUCACUGCGACGUCCUCUCAGACUGGUGCCGCUACCCUGAGAAUCGGUACUACCCUUUCAUUUGCCGGAGGUCGGCCCCAAGCUACGAUCAACAGCUACACCGGCAGUACUCCGUCCGCGCCCACCAACCUUGACUCGCGCGGCGUUACUCGCGGCGCUUACCGUGGUCUGGGUGAAGUUUAUGAUGUUACUAUUCCCAGUGGCACGAUUGUUGCUGGAACUAACACCAUUACCAUUAAUGUUGUUUCCGGAAGCUCGGGUGAUACUUAUCUGAGCCCCAACUUUAUUUUCGACUGCGUUGAGUUGUUCCAGUGA